Alternaria atra is the source of this 729-nucleotide messenger RNA. RefSeq lists its product as uncharacterized. Lineage: Eukaryota; Fungi; Ascomycota; Dothideomycetes; Pleosporales; Pleosporaceae. The coding region runs from base 1 to 729 and encodes 242 amino acids. The record is from RefSeq and is a predicted model, not a curated record. The transcript has a single exon.
AUGCGUCUCACUCAAGCCACUGUCGUUGCCAUCCUGGCCUUCACUGCCGCAGCGACGCCUAUCGCUGUCCGUGGAGAUGACGCGAAAGCCACUCAGGAGUAUCAGAAGUGUUGUGAGCAACGCGACAAGUACGACCACAGCAAGAUCUGCAUUCCUCCUAAGGUUGAAGUUCCCCACGUACCCAAGCCUGUAGAGGACGGCAAGUACCCUGACGGUGAUGACGAUGGCAAGGAUCAUCAUCCUGAAGUUCCCAAGGAGGAAGAACACAAGGAGGAAGAACACAAGGAGGAAGGGGAGAAGCCAAAGCCAGUCCCAGAGCACCCCGAGGUCCCUGAACACAAGGACGAGCACGAUGACGGAAGCUACAAGCCUCACAAGCCGGAACCAGAACAUCCGUCCAAGCCAGAGCACCCGGGUAGACCAGAAGGUGACAAGGAUGACGAAAAGUAUCCAACUCCUCCAAAGCCAGAGCAGCAUCCUCCUCCACCGCCCCCUAAGCCAGAGCAUCCUCCACCACCCCCAAAGCCAGAGUCUCCAGCUCCUCCGAAGCCGCAAUCCGAACAUCCGACUCCUCCCCAGCCGGAGAAGGAGAAUGACGAUGAGCCGCAACCCCCUCCACAACCAAAACCUGUCCCACAGGCCGAUCAACACGGCUACUACACUUUCGGCGAGGAGAUCAGCCUCAAGUGUGAGGGCGGUAAGAUCGUGAUCAAGGGUCACAAGUAUUAA